AUGCCCAAAGAGGGAAGCGGGACUUUGGAAGUGCCCGCCAACGUGAUGGAGAUGUGGGAGGCUGCCGGGACCCAGCGAGAUGCUCUUUUCUCCAUGUGGGCCAAGUGUGGCGGGGUGAAGGCAGUGUUCAUCGAGAGGGUUGUUGUCAUGAGCAAGAAGACCCGGUCCAAGAAGCUGGUGGUGAAGGGAGGCUUCUAUUCUAAGGAGGAUAUGAAGACCGAGCCACGGAUCGAGAAAAUCGUGAAGUGGGCCGAGUCCAAAAGACUCGUUCGGCCCUGCGAGUACGACAGCGACACCAUGGAAUACUGGGUGAAUACCCGGACCGAAGGGACCCUCACGAAGGAAGAUAUCGAUGAAAUCACUACCCAAAAGGAGUACGAGGGGGAUGGUGGCACAGAUCUCGAGAUGAAGCCGUUGGUGCAGAUGGGCAGCGCCCCUGAUCUGGAUCCAGCGGACCCGAUGCUCGGGAUGGCCCAGGACCUGGAAGGAGUAGCGAACCAAGUGAACGACUACUUGCGCGAGACCCUCCGGGCCAAGAACUCCCUCCAAAACUUCAUUGAUAGGUUGAGGACGGCUGCAGGUUCGAAGAAUGAGAAACGUGCUUCGUCCAAAAAAGAUCAACCCGGCUGCUGCUGGCUAUGUCGAGCUGGCUUCGAAACCGCUACUGAACACAUAGCAUUCGAACACUUGGGGCUAUGGGAACCUGAUUGGAUUCGCACUCAGGGCCUUGCGAAUACAUUGCCGUGGCUAUCUCCAGGAGGGCCGAUCCUGCAGUACAUGUUGCUGGAGGAGGAUGAUGCCCCAAGCUUUUUUAGGCCAGAUCUUUUCCACGUCUAUCAUUCUGGCGUUGGCAAGGAUUUCCUGGGCAGUUCCUUUAUCUACGCCAUUCAGAUCCUGCUCAACCGUGGCGGAGUUGACAGAAACAUCCAAGCCCUCAACGAUCUCCUAAAAGCGUUUCUGCGUCGAAGGAAGCUUUAUUUGCACUGCAGGACCUUAUCUCCAGACACACUGGGUUACAGCAGCACGAAAGAGUACCCGGAGGGCCAUUGGUCCAAAAACCAAGACACGGCGGUGCUCAUGAGGUUUCUAGUUGAGCUUCUCGAAGAUCAUCCCAGGUCAGUAUCGAGCGAUGCAAUGUUGACAGAGAUGCUGCUAGCUGCUCGUGCUAUGGGCAACUUCAUGCGCACGAGCUUUCAGGCUGAUUAUUUUAUGUCGUCUGCAGAUUGCCAGAAGCUUUUGCGAUCUG
Molecule: messenger RNA, 1246 nt
Organism: Symbiodinium necroappetens
Lineage: Eukaryota; Dinophyceae; Suessiales; Symbiodiniaceae
Source: the annotation of a GenBank genome assembly